AUGAAUACAAUUGCUCUCUGUGCUGCUUUAUUCAUCCUAUACAAGUUGUAUCGCAAAUUCUUCUCCACUUCAACAUCCAGAAUGGUCUCUUCAGCAGUCAAAACCAAGGUUGAGGGCCUAAUCAAGUCCAAGCCUAUUUUCGUUGCCUCCAAGACCUACUGCCCAUACUGCUCCGCCUCCAAAAAGACCCUUGACAGCUUGGAUGCCGACGCCUAUAUUUUGGAACUCGAUACUUUGAGCGAUGGAGACGAAAUCCAGGCUGCUCUUGCCGAGAUCUCCGGCCAAAGAACCGUUCCAAACAUCUACAUUGGUGGAGAGCACAUCGGAGGUAACUCUGAUUUGCAAGCGUUGAAGAGCAACGGCAAGUUGGUUUCGAAGAUCAAGGCGUCGAAGCUUUAA
Messenger RNA from Kuraishia capsulata CBS 1993, 399 nucleotides. RefSeq lists its product as uncharacterized. The record is from RefSeq and is a predicted model, not a curated record. Gene Ontology annotation, molecular function: glutathione disulfide oxidoreductase activity. Gene Ontology annotation, biological process: cellular response to oxidative stress. Gene Ontology annotation, cellular component: nucleus; cytoplasm. Lineage: Eukaryota; Fungi; Ascomycota; Pichiomycetes; Pichiales; Pichiaceae. The transcript has a single exon. Bases 1 to 399 code for a protein of 132 amino acids.